This is a messenger RNA of Nelumbo nucifera (sacred lotus), 1860 nucleotides long. RefSeq names its product cation/H(+) antiporter 15-like. The record is from RefSeq and is a predicted model, not a curated record. Gene Ontology annotation, molecular function: antiporter activity. Gene Ontology annotation, biological process: proton transmembrane transport; regulation of pH. Lineage: Eukaryota; Viridiplantae; Streptophyta; Magnoliopsida; Proteales; Nelumbonaceae. Gene Ontology annotation, cellular component: endomembrane system; membrane.
AUGGAUUCCUAUAUGAGGAAGGCGCUCUCCUUUGUAGGAGCGGCAGAGUCUAUCGUUGCUUUUCCGGUGGUGGCUACCCUGCUGACGGAUCUGAGGAUCAUCAACACGGAGAUGGGUCAGCUGGCCUUAUCUUCCUCCAUUAUCAAUGACAUAUUCAACGUCAGUUUUGCAAUGGUGAGUACCAACCUCAAGUUAGGCAGGAUAAGUAGGAGGAUAUUACUAUAUGCGCUGUCAGCGAAUGUGGGGUAUCUGAUAUUUGUGGUGUUCGUCAUUCGGCCCAUAAUGCUUUGGGUGGUUAGGAACACACCAGAAGGCAAACCUGUGAAGAAGGCAUAUAUCAGAUUCAUCCUUGUGGUGGCGCUCAUGUCGUCAUUUUGUAGUAUAAUUAUGGGGCACAAUGCUUAUAUGGGGCCUCUUCUUCUUGGAUUGGCUGUACCAGAUGGACCACCCCUGGGAUCGGCUUUGGUUGAUAGGCUCGAAUCCUUCGUUUCUGGAUUGAUGUUGCCGCUUUUCUUAACCGUCAGCGGCCUCAGGACCAAUUUCUAUAAAAUACAAGGAUUCAAGUUCGUAGGGGCGCUGGCCUUGGUGAUGCUUACGGCCAACUUUGGAAAGCUCACGGCCGCAACGCUGUCUUUGUUAUAUUUCAAGGCGCCCUUGACAGAAGCGCUGUGCCUUGGUUUCAUCAUGAGUUCCAAAGGCAUCGUCGAGAUGUCCAUUUACAAUGUUUGGAAGGACGAGAAGAUCCUGGACGAAGGGUUGUUCAGUGUUCUGGUUAUGUCAGUGGCUUUGGCAGCAACGUUCAUGCCGAUGUUCGCGACAGUGUUCUACAAUCGUUCAAUCGAAUAUGCAGAUAUAAGGAGGCAAAGAAACAUCCCUCGCCACAAACAGAUCCGCAUUAUGGUAUGCAUCCUUACCCAUGAAAACGUUGCCAUCAUGAUCAGGAUGUUACAAGCAUCAAACCCCAGUAUAAGGAAGCCCAUCCAUGUGUGUACUCUACACCUUAUCCAGCUGGUUGGGCGUGCAUCACCAGUCCUCCUCUGCCACACUACCUCCAUGAAGCCCAAACCAUCUCCCUCGGAGCGCAUCAUCAAUGUAUUUCACUGCUUUGAGCGAUCUCUCUGUGGAGCCAUCACAUUUCAAGCUUUCAGUGCAAUGUCUCCACGCGAACUCAUGCACAAUGACAUAUGGAAGAUUGCACACCAGGAGGACAUCUCCUUAAUAAUCCUUCCCUUCCACAAAACAUGUGAAAUCGGUGGCACACUGCAGCAGGCUUCAGGCUCUGCCGCCUUUGGUGCAGCUGUGAGGAACCUCAAUCUCAAUGUCCUCGCAACUGCACCUUGCUCCGUCGGCCUUAUUAUUGAUCGUGGUCUCUUUGCUGCCUCCACCACCGCCAUGUCACUGGAGCAACUCUCACUUCGUGUGGCUGUCAUCUUUUUGGGUGGUGCAGACGACCGAGGAGCAUUGCUACAUGCUUCCCGGAUGGUGGAAGGUCCAACCACAGCUUCCCUCCAAGUCACACAGUUGAUCCUCUCCGACUGUUCUAAUCCCAACGAUUGGAACGUCAAAUUUGACACCGCAGCCAUCACCAAUUUUAAAUCAACCACCUCCCAUUGUAAAAAUGUUUUCUUCAGAGAAGAGGUGGUGGAAGACGAAGAGCAGAUGGUGAAGAUUAUUCGAUCCAUUCACACUAGCUCUGACCUUAUAUUGGUGGGAAGGCGCCACACCAUGGAAUCCCAGAUCAUGGCCGGGAUUGGAGAAUGGUCUGAAUUCCCAGAGCUAGGUGUGAUAGGGGACGUACUUGCUUCAUCCGAUACAGAUGGCCGAUUUUCAGUCUUGGUGUGGCAACACCAAGCAGGUUAA